UCCUGCCUCCCUUUCUCUUUCUCUAUCAGCAGUCUGCACCGGGCCCGUCCGGAGCUUUCAGCUGGCUUUCACAUCACCGAGGAGCCGAAGAGGGAGCUGCCGCGGACACAACCUGCAACUCAACCUUGUUGUUUGAACAAGAAGUGAAGAAGUGUUGAGACCGAGCGCAGUGAAAUGUGGAGGCUGAUCUUUCUGGCCGCUCUCGCUGGGUUUUCCCGGGCCAGUGAUGUGCUUGAUUACACGGAUGAUGAUUUCGAAAGCAAAAUCGGAGACCACGGACUCGCUCUGGUGGAGUUUUUCGCCCCUUGGUGUGGCCAUUGUAAACGACUAGCACCUGAGUACGAGGCAGCCGCCACACGGCUGAAAGGCACCGUCUCUCUGGUCAAGGUUGACUGCACAUCCAACAGCAACACAUGCAGCAAAUACGGUGUCAGUGGCUACCCAACCCUGAAGAUCUUCAGGGAUGGAGAGGAAACUGGCCCCUAUGAUGGUCCCAGGACUGCAGAUGGGAUUGUUAGUUUCCUUAAGAAGCAGGCUGGCCCAGCUUCUGUGGAGCUCAAGACAGACGCAGACUUUCAGAAGUACAUUACAGACCAAGAUGCAAGUGUUGUUGGGUUCUUUGCGGAUGACAAGAGCACAGCACAGACAGAGUUCCUGAAAGCAGCCAGCGCCUUGAGGGACAACUACCGCUUUGCCCACACCAACUCUGAGGCUCUCCUCCAGAGCCACGGCAUUGACGGAGAGGGUGUCAUCCUGUUCCGCCCACCACGACUCAGCAACAAGUUCGAAGACAGCUCUGUGGCAUACAGCGAGGACAAAUAUACCAGCAACAAAAUCAAGAGGUUCAUCCAGGACAACAUCUUUGGAAUCUGCCCCCACAUGACAGACGACAACAAAGACCAGCUGAAGGGGAAAGACCUGCUGGUGGCUUAUUAUGAUGUUGAUUAUGACAAAAACCCCAAGGGCUCCAACUACUGGAGGAACAGGGUGAUGAAGGUGGCCAAGAGCUUCCUGGAUCAGGGAAAGAAGCUGAACUUCGCAGUGGCCAGCAAGAAUAUAUUCAGCCACGACGUGUCUGAGUUUGGCAUGGAUGGCAGCUCAGGAGAACUGCCUCUGGUGACCAUCCGCACCGCCAAGGGAGACAAAUACGCCAUGACUGAGGAGUUCUCUCGUGAUGGAAAAGCUCUGGAACGUUUCCUGCAGGACUACUUUGAUGGCAAGUUGAAGCGCUACCUCAAAUCAGAGCCCAUCCCAGAGAGCAACGAUGGACCUGUCAAGGUUGUGGUGGCCGAGAACUUCGACUCCAUCGUCAACGACGACAGCAAAGACGUGCUGAUCGAGUUCUACGCUCCCUGGUGCGGACACUGCAAGAACCUGGAGCCCAAAUUCAACGAGCUGGGAGAGAAGCUCGGCAGUGAUCCCAACGUUGUCAUUGCCAAGAUGGACGCCACAGCCAACGAUGUGCCAUCUCCAUAUGAAGUCAGCGGUUUCCCCACAUUGUACUUUGCCCCAGCUGGACGUAAGAUGAGCCCAAAGAAAUACGAGGGAGGUCGCGAGGUGAGCGACUUCCUCUCCUACCUGAAGAGAGAGGCCACCAAUCCUCUGGUGAUGCAGGAGGAGUCCAAGAAGAAGAAGAAGAAGAAGGACGACGACGACAAGAUAGAGCUAUAAAAGCUCCAAACAGGAACUCAACACCCCCCCCAACAACAGGAGGAGGACGAUUGGGGAAAUCAUGCAAAGAAAGAACUAAAUUAUAUUCCACUGUCUUAGUGAACUACCGAAUGCUCUGAAGCCAAGUCGAAAAGAUGCGGCGCUCCCUUUAGGUCCUCCACUGCUCUGGGAAAACUGUGGAAGGUGGUGGCCUGGGCCUGUCCGCUUGUUUAAAAACAAAAACAAAUUUUUAGGGAAGAGGGGACAGCUUUUGAAAAUUGAGAUUUUAUUUCCCCUGGUCUGUCUACCACACCUCAGACUGAUGCACUUUGGUUUGACACCAGUCUCCAGUCAGCAGUCAUAUUGGUUUUUGUUGUUGUCGUCGUCACAGGGGAUAAUGGUAAUGGUGAAUUCCUUUUUUUCUUUUCUUUUGUUCUUUUUGGGGUUUUUUUUGUUUUUGUAACACGUUUUUGUUUUUGUACAUUUGGAAGGAUUGUGAAAUAAAAAGGCCCACAAAACCAAAACCAA
Messenger RNA from Morone saxatilis (striped sea-bass), 2178 nucleotides. It is a transcript of the gene pdia3, whose product is annotated as protein disulfide isomerase family A, member 3. Gene Ontology annotation, cellular component: cell surface; endoplasmic reticulum. The record is from RefSeq and is a predicted model, not a curated record. The transcript has 13 exons. Gene Ontology annotation, biological process: response to endoplasmic reticulum stress; protein folding. NCBI's taxonomy places the organism in Eukaryota, Metazoa, Chordata, Actinopteri, Moronidae. Gene Ontology annotation, molecular function: protein disulfide isomerase activity. The coding region runs from base 175 to 1671 and encodes 498 amino acids.